CGUGAUUGGUUGUAGAAAACAGGAACAGCAAACCCACUUUGCAGCUGUUGGUCACUAGAGAAGUCGAGAUGGAGUCAACAGCAUGGUUAGUUGCCGCCCUGGUCCUCCUGCCGAUCUACCAGGCAGCCUCCAUGUCGAAAAGGAAAAAUUACUAUCCCUAUUACAUGGAGGGAAACUGCGGAAAGACACUAUACACCGACGAAACAGGCGUAGUGGACGUCUAUCUUACCAAGAAUUUCGGAUACGAACCCCGCAGUUGUAACUUCACCGUGAAGACAAGGAACACCCGCCAUCAAGUCCAGGCGCAUAUCAUUCAGGUGGACACCAACCACCAGAAGUUCACCAGCUGCCAAACUUCGGACAAUCUCCAGUUGUAUUCGGUGAAUGAGGAUCGGAACAGACUCCUCACUGGGGAUGGUGUAUGCGGCACAGAGGUCAAUUCUCCACAUCAAAUGAUCGAGUCGGACCAGACGGCGAUGCUGUUGGCGUUUACGAGCCAGGGAAUAACGGAUGUGCCCUACAGGGGCUUCCAUCUCAGAAUCACGGAGUUCCAUCCAGCGGAAUGCCAACCAGACGAAUUUACCUGCGGGAACUACAAAUGUAUAAAGAGCUUCCUGACCUGUGAUGAUGUGGACAACUGUGGGGACAAGACCGAUGAAGACGGGGAUAUGGCGGGAUGCAAACUAAGCAGAAGACAUAGCAAACGAGAUGUCAAUUCUAAUGACGUCAUCACAAAAAAGGAAAUCAAUGAUAUGAUCAGAGCUCAUCCAGAACUCAGCAAGUCCACCGUAAUGGACUCGAACAACAAAACCGAUUCCAACGGCCUGGGUGGGACGGGGUCCAAAUUCACCAAUACCAUUCUCAUGAUAGUCGGGGUGACUGUGGGGUCAGUUCUCAUCAUAAUCUCAGUGGUGGCUUGCAUAGUGAAUAGGAGGUUAAAGACGGACAGGGUGGACAUAGCAAGGUCCAGCUUCACAUGGUCACAGACAAACGCACCCACGCUUGAGAGUCAGACAUUUGGAUACUGAUGCAGGGAUGUUGAAAGAGGUUCAUGAAAGUGGAGAUUAUUCAAAGGGAACACUGCGAUAUGGGAACACUAAUGCUCGUUUCAUUCGGUGUCUUCUAUUACAAAGUCACUAAACUUUGUUUUGUGAAGGGUAACACCGAGAUGUGGGGAGGUUAAGGCAUGCUUCAUUUCGUGACCGGUAUGAUAGGUGACAAAGCUAUUUCUGUCUGUUGACACAGAACACUGGAUUAUGGGAACGCUAUGGAACAGUUCUUUCUGUCUGAUCUAUUGAUAAGUUACAAAGCUCUUUCAGUCAAUUGAAGAGGAACCUUGGGAUUUUUUAACACUGAUGCAUUUUGUGUCCUCCAUGAUUAGACACAAAGCUAUUUCUGUCUAUUGAAGGAGAACACUUGGAUGUGGAAACACUAAUGCUGGUUUCAUUCAGUGUCCUCUAUGGUAAGACACAAAGCUAUUUCUGUCUAUUGAAGAACACUCGGAUAUGGGAACAUUAAUGCUGGUUUCAUUCAGUGUCCUCCAUGAUAAGACACAAAGCUAUUUCUGUCUAUUGAAGGAGAACACUGGGAUAUGGGAACACUAAUGCUGGUUUCAUUCAGUGUCCUCUAUGAUAAGACACAAAGCUAUUUCUGUCUAUUGAAGAACACUGGGAUAUGGGAACAUUAACGCUGGUUUCAUUCAGUGUCCUCCAUGAUAAGACACAAAGCCAUUUCUGUCUAUUGAAGGAGAACAGUGGGAUAUAGGAACACUGAAGCAUGUUCAUUGUGUGUCCCCUAUCAUAAGACACACAGCUCUUCCUGUUUAUCAAAGGACAUGGCAAUAUGAAAUUCAUUUCCAAUUAAUUGCUCGGUCCUCAUUCUUCUUUCAGAUCUUAUUCCUUUUGUCUGCUCUUGGGCGUCAGUAGGCAUGCAAAAUUUUGUUAGCAUCUUUAAAUCUAAGAACAUUUAUGUUAAGUUGUGCAAAGACAUUAUUAUAAACGGUAGUCGUUCAGCAAUUGGGAAAAGCUUCAAUUUUACUGUGAACAAGUAUAGGUGGGACCGAUUUGAGCUCCCAAGUUUACCCCAAAUGACUAAGGAUAUUGUACAAAGAAGUACUCAGAAUUGUAGUAUAGACUUGAGACUGGUGGCAGCCCAAAUUAAGGAGUUGCUAGGUAUUAGAGAGAAUGGGUUAGGUAUCUUGACGAUGAAUGAGAUUGUCGACAUCAUUUUUCAUCUGUGUGUUAAUUAAUUUCCACUUGUCAUUAUUGUAAUACGUCUAAUUAAUGCACGCACUAUACAUGUAAAUGCACUGCACCAUUAUGCACUAGGUUAAGAAGUGUACUCUUUUGAUGUACGAAUAAACAUACAUAUAUAUAUAUAAAAAUGCAAAAUGAUGCACCACUCAAAAGCAUUUACU
Molecule: messenger RNA, 2416 nt
Organism: Lineus longissimus
Lineage: Eukaryota; Metazoa; Nemertea; Pilidiophora; Heteronemertea; Lineidae
Exons: 7
Coding region: 69-1028 (319 amino acids)
Molecular function (GO): protein binding
Source: RefSeq, a predicted model, not a curated record